Molecule: messenger RNA, 445 nt
Organism: Adineta steineri
Lineage: Eukaryota; Metazoa; Rotifera; Eurotatoria; Adinetida; Adinetidae
Source: the annotation of a GenBank genome assembly
GGAUAAUCUUGAAUUAUUUACAACUGCAAGAAUUAUUUUAGCUAUUGAUCUGGAAGUUUGGUUUCUUUUUUCAUUACGUUUUGUUAGUGCGAUUAAAUUAUUAGGUCCAAAAUUAAUAAUGAUUAGAAAUAUGUUAAAAGAUUUAAUAGCAUUUAUUUAUAUAAUAUUUGUUUGUAUUGCUGCAUAUGGUGUUGUAUCACGUGCAUUAGUUAUGUAUAAUUAUAUUGAUUUUACGGCAAAAAGUGUUUUUACAGCUGUCUUUUAUCAACCUUAUUGGCUUUUAUAUUCUGUUGCUGAUAAUGAAACAGGAUAUCUUGAUAAUAUUAUUUCUAAUGGCACAGCAUCAGAAGUAGCAGAAGCAACUGUUAAUCAUAUUCUCUUAACUUUUCAUAUGCUUUUUAUUAAUAUUUUAAUUCUUAAUUUACUCAUCGCUGUUUUUAAGUAA